This is a messenger RNA of Mustela erminea (ermine), 3017 nucleotides long. It is a transcript of the gene CMKLR2, whose product is annotated as G protein-coupled receptor 1. The coding region runs from base 100 to 1167 and encodes 355 amino acids. Gene Ontology annotation, biological process: inflammatory response; complement receptor mediated signaling pathway; positive regulation of cytosolic calcium ion concentration. The transcript is spliced from 2 exons. Gene Ontology annotation, cellular component: plasma membrane. NCBI's taxonomy places the organism in Eukaryota, Metazoa, Chordata, Mammalia, Carnivora, Mustelidae. Gene Ontology annotation, molecular function: complement receptor activity; G protein-coupled receptor activity. The record is from RefSeq and is a predicted model, not a curated record.
AUCCACAGAGCCAUACAGAUUGUACAAACCUGGACCGUAACUUCUGAGUGAAGCAUUGGAACAACUGAAACAUAUCCUCAUCCUCCACUUGACAAGGUCAUGGAAGAUCUAGAGGAAACAUUAUUGGAAGAAUUCGAGAACUACUCCUAUAACCAGGAAUAUUACUCCUCAGAGUCCGAUUUGGAGGAGAAAGCCCACCUGGGAGUUGCUCAUUGGGUCUCGCUGGUAUUAUACUGUUUAGCAUUUAUUCUGGGCAUUCCAGGAAAUGCCACUGUCAUUUGGUUCACAGGGUUCAAGUGGAAGAAGACAGUCACCACUCUCUGGUUCCUCAACCUGGCUAUCGCAGAUUUCAUUUUUCUUCUCUUCCUACCUCUGUACAUCUCCUAUGUGGUCAUGAAUUUCCACUGGCCCUUCGGCAUCUGGUUGUGCAAAGCCAAUUCCUUCAUUGCCCAGCUGAACAUGUUUGCUAGUGUUUUUUUCCUAACGGUGAUCAGCAUGGACCGUUACAUCCACUUGAUCCAUCCUGUCGUAUCCCAUCGGCACCGAACCCUAAGGAACUCCCUGAUUGUUGUUGUUUCCAUUUGGUUUUUGGCUUCUCUAAUGGGUGGUCCUGCCCUCUACUUUCGGGACACUCUGGAGUUCAAUAACCACACUCUUUGCUAUAACAAUUUCCAUGAGCAUGAUCCUGACCUUACUUUGAUGAGGCAUCAUGUUUUGACCUGGGUGAAAUUUAUUGUCGGGUACCUCUUCCCCUUGCUAGCAAUGAGCAUUUGCUACUUGUGUCUCAUCUUCAAGGUGAAGAAGCGAAGCAUCCUGGUCUCCAGUAAGCAUUUCUGGACUAUCCUAGCUGUGGUCCUGGCCUUUUUGAUUUGCUGGACUCCUUAUCACCUGUUUAGCAUUUGGGAGCUCACAAUCCACCACAGUAGCUAUUUCCACCAGGUGCUUCAGGCCGGCAUCCCCCUCUCCACUGGCUUGGCAUUCCUCAACAGCUGCUUGAACCCUAUCCUUUAUGUCCUCAUUAGUAAGAAGUUCCAAACUCGCUUUCGGGCCUCAGUUGCUGAGAUCCUAAAGCACACGCUGUGGGAGGUCAGCUGUUCCGGCACAGUGAGCGAACAGCUCAGGAACUCUGAGACCAAGAACUUGUGUCUGCUGGAAACAGCUCAGUGAGUUAUCUGUAGAAGGCUUUUGCAGGGGGCCUGACACAUGCUUUCAGAUUAUUUGGUUCCCAGGUAUGGUAAUAACCAUCUCUUUUUGUUAAGCGGUUUGGUGGUUUUACAUUUUUGUGUGGGUAUGAAACGUAGGAAAGAUCUUCAUUUUUUUCCCCUGCAAAUUAAAUUAUCUGUCAUUCUUGCUAAUUAUACUGCAGUGGAUUAGUCACCACUGUUGAUGCAAUAUCAGCUAUUAUUUUUUUAAUCUUCAUGACUCUGAAGUCCUAGAUCUUAAUGUUAAAUAGAUGAUUAACUCAUUUCAGAAAUGUUAACAUAUGUGCUUAAGUUCAUUUUUAUUUUGCACCGGUAACCUAUGAGACAUAUUUUUGAAGUGUGACAUGUACUUAAUUUCUUUAUUUCAUGAAAUCUAUGUACAUACAUUUAUAAAUUAAACUAAUAGUUGAUUACAGUAGUUUAAAACGUUGUGAACCCUUCAUGCUUAGUGAAGUGUCCCAAAAUCUAGUCACUUAAAAUGACAAUUUAUUGUCCUAACAUCUCACAGUUCUGAGUCAGAAACUCAAGGCACAGAAGGGAGGUUCACCUCUCUCAGCCUCACAAGGUAUGCAGCAUGGGCUCGAUUGGGAGGUCCCAAAUGACCGAGUUUUGGAACAGCUUGUCUCCUCUGCCCUACUGUCCCUUCUCUUCUUUGUCUUCACAUGGCUCUUCCAGUAUGGUAGCUCAGGGUAGCCAGACUUCUAACAUGGCAGGUUAGGGCUCUAAGAGACUAAAGUGGGCAUUUCUAGCCCUCUUAAAGCCGACGCCCACCCCUGACACGUUAUCACAUCACUGUACUCUUUGGUCAAAGUAGUCCUGGUCCAGCUCAGGGUCAAGGGGAGGCCACAUAGACCCUACCUGCCAAUGGGGAUAUGUUCCUAUCCCUAAUCCCUCAUGAAAUCAUUAUAAAUAUCAAGAUUCUUGGAAAAUUCUGGGUAGGUGCAAGUAUGUAUAAGAUGGCUGUAAACAUAAAACACUGGCAUCUAGAUGGUGGAUAGGCAAGCCCAAUCUCAGAAUGUUUUCAGAAAAAGAAAGCACGUAUGACAUUGAUAUAUUUCUACCUUCUAUUCCUCUAACUGUGCACAUGUAGACACCAGUACAAGAACAAUAAAGUGUGCCUUUAAGUCAGUAACCUCUUCAAUUUUAAAAAGCAUUUAAUUUUCUGUAAUGUCUUAAUUUUAUUUUGAAAGUUGGGAGGGGAGCCAUGUUAUUUAUUGAAUCAGUAUCCUUUUUAAAUUUCAUCUCUCAGCUUCUGGAAAUGCCAGUCUUCGAUCGCUUACUGGCUAGGUUCUUUACUAGUAGUCCAUAGCAACAAUCAGAUCUGGUUUUGGAAAUUAUUCCUCAAAAACGCGUGGCAUCGCUCGGCAUGUCCCAAACUUUGCUCAUCCCUGAAUUUCAUGGCUUCUGCCACACCCAGUAUGGAGGGAAGGCAAGGAGAGAAGGGCUCAUUGCGUGUGUCUGUCCCUCCUUGACCAGGGUUUAAGAAAUUCCACUCUGGGGUCCCCGUCACCCUCGAGGGAUAGGCCCUGAUUUCCCAGGAUCGGGAGGAUGGAAGACAAAGAGAGUAUCUUGGGCUCAUCCUUAGUUUGAGCAGAUGGACAGAUGCUCAGGGCUUUGGGGAAAGUGGAAGGCUGAGGAAGCAGGCAGGGGAUUAAGCAACCAAGGGCAGAAGGAAAUGAUGGAGCAGGUGGUGUUACCACCUAGGAAGCAAGAGAUUACCGAAGGCCUAUGAAAAUAUUUGAGAUCUUAAAAAAAAUAUUGUUGGGGGACACCUGGGUGGCUCAGUUGGUUGGACGACUGCCUUCAGCUCAGGUC